Molecule: messenger RNA, 1305 nt
Organism: Rotaria sp. Silwood2
Lineage: Eukaryota; Metazoa; Rotifera; Eurotatoria; Philodinida; Philodinidae
Source: the annotation of a GenBank genome assembly
AUGACUGCUCGCGAUCAAAUUCGAGCAAUGCUAGAUCAAUUAAUGGGAACCGAUAAUGGUUCAACUAAAUCAAGUAUGUCAUUUGAAGAUCGUCGAGUUUGUCGACCAUUUUUAUUAAAUUGUUGUCCACAUGAAAUUCUUUCUGGAACGCGUGUUGAUUUGGGUGAAUGUACAAAAAUUCAUGAAUAUGCUUUACGUGCUGAUUAUGAACGAGCAGCGGCUACACGUGAUUUAUAUUAUGAAAUGGAUGCAUUGGAUAUGUUAAAUAAAUUUGUUGCUGAAUGUGAUCGAAAAACUGAACAUGCUAAACGAAAACUUCAUGAAACACAAGAAGAAUUAGGCGAAGAAGCUGCACGAAAAAUGAAUACUAUUCAUGAACUUGGCGAACAAAUUGGUACAAAAUUAGCUAAAGCUGAAGAAUUAGGUGCACAAGGUUUAGUUGAUGAAUCAAUGAAAUUAUUAGAAGAAGUUGAAGCAUUAAGAAAAGCUAAAUUAGAAGCUGAACAAGAAUUUCGUUCAACAAUGCCAGCAUCAACAUAUCAACAACAAAAAUUACGUGUAUGUGAAGUAUGUUCAGCUUAUUUAGGUAUACAUGAUAAUGAUCGUCGUUUGGCUGAUCAUUUCGGUGGAAAAUUACACUUGGGUUUUAUACAAAUACGUGAAAAAUUAGCUGAUUUAAAAAAACGUGUUAAUGAAUUAAAUGAAAAACGUGACCUUGAAAGACAAAAUCGUCGAAAUUCACCACCACCAGCAUCCCGAAAUAAUAGUCGUCGAGGAGAUGAUAGAGAUAGAAAUAAUUAUCGUUCAUCACAUCGAAGUCGUAGUCCAUCAAAAAAAAAUUCCAGUAGAGAUAAAGAUAAAGAUCGACGACAAUCACAAUCAAAAUCUGAUCGUCAUUCAACUAAAUAUUCACGUAGUCAUCGUUCACGUUCACGUUCUCAUGGUCGACGACAUAGUAAACGUUCUCGUUCACGUUCUGGUUCACCACGUCGUCAUCGUCGUUCACGAUCUCAUUCUGGAACAUCAUCAUCUAGACGUCAUCAUCGUCAUCGACAACAUUCAAAAUCACCUGUACAUUCAUCAUCAAAUUCAAAACACAAUGAAAGCGGUGAUGCUCAACGUAGAGAUAAACCCGAUGAUAAUGUAUCAACUAACCAUAUUGAUGAUGAUGAAGAAACAACACGAAUUCUUGAAACUUCACAUUCUGAAUUACACGGUCGAUCACGAUCACAUAACUUAUUGAAUACAUUAACUACAAAUUCCAGUGGUACCAGCGCCGUUGCUCCUUCAAAAAAACUUGAUUAA